Pan troglodytes (chimpanzee) is the source of this 3386-nucleotide messenger RNA. It is a transcript of the gene OCM, whose product is annotated as oncomodulin. The transcript is spliced from 7 exons. Gene Ontology annotation, molecular function: calcium ion binding. The record is from RefSeq and is a predicted model, not a curated record. The coding region runs from base 399 to 863 and encodes 154 amino acids. Gene Ontology annotation, cellular component: cytoplasm. NCBI's taxonomy places the organism in Eukaryota, Metazoa, Chordata, Mammalia, Primates, Hominidae.
GAGUUGUAGUCCCGGGGGGAGCUUCUUUUACGCAGUGUUUUGAGGUGCAGGACUGCAAUGCGUGCACUUCCGGACCCCAGACUGUUCCCACGGCGACUGACACCUCAGACACGCGUUGGAGGGACGGCGCUCUGGCUCCGGGGCUGUGCCCAGCACGAGCGUGGCCGGCACCCACUUGCUGCAGAGCCGGCACUGCACUGGGGUCCUUGGGGGCGGCUCCUCCAGACAUCUCUGCGGGUUGUCGGGUGCUGCCGAGUUGGGUUGGGGGACGCUACAGGUAGUGGGUCCGGAGCAGCGGCUGGCCCCUUAUCUCACUGCCCUUACCCGCAGCUCUGCUUCCUCGGACCCCACCGUCCUCUGGAGGCUCGUGCAGGGCACCUGCCACUGUGACCACCUGGAUGCAGAUACCUGCUUUCCCACAACAGCAAGGAAGAACCAUGGCCCAGAAAGCUGACUUCAUGAGACCGAGGAUCUCGUUCGUUGAUCGAUGCUACAUAUUCAGCAUGUUGGAUAAUGAGGCUGGAGUGCAAUGGCGUGAUCUCAGCUCACUGCAACCUCCGCCUCCCGGGUUCAAGCGAUUCUCCUGCCUCAGCCUCACGUCAGGCCUCUCCAAGAUGUCAGCCAGUCAGGUGAAGGAUGUUUUCCGGUUCAUAGACAACGACCAGAGCGGGUACCUGGAUGAAGAAGAGCUUAAGUUUUUCCUCCAGAAGUUUGAGAGUGGUGCCAGAGAACUGACCGAGUCAGAAACCAAGUCCUUGAUGGCUGCGGCAGAUAAUGAUGGAGAUGGGAAAAUUGGAGCAGAGGGCUGGGGGAGAGAGUCGAGGCCCCACAUGGGACUGGAGUUUUCUCAGUCCGAACAGUGAACACAGAGUCAUCCUCAAUCCUCUCUACUCUCGUGGUCUUGAGGGGCCACUGCUACCUCCUCCUGGUCCUGACCUUGAGGCUUCUCAGCACUGGCUUUCUCUGAAUUCCUUCUGUGCACAAGUAAGUCAUUCAGCUUCUUCCUGAACAAUAAGGAUAUCUCGUCUAGAUACCCCUGUUCCGUGGUUACUCUAUGGUUACUGAGCCAUGCUGGACCCAGAGGGGAACUCUGCAAAGCUCACCCCUCCCCCAGCUUCCCCAGGGAGAAAGACACACACGCCCUCUCCUCUGAGACCUCCAAACCUAUGUGGGUAUCUGUCAUCACUACCACUCCUGCCUGGUACCCGUGCACACCCAAGGACUGUGUUUGGAGAGGCGGAUGCAUUGAGGUCUAAGCGUUCUUGCAUCCUUAACUUUGAAACCAUAAAAGCAUGUUCUUUUCUUUGAUCUCUGGAUGUUUCAUUUUGUUUUUUGUCAUCUCCCUCUUUCGAUGCCUCCUGCAAUGAAUUGUAUGUGGGAGGAAGGGAGAGGCAAACAUGUACAAGGACACAGAGGUAUCCUGGGAGAAACUGUGACUCAUACUCUAAAAUAUUAAUCUCACUCUCUUAUAUAGCACCUUGUACUUUAUUUUUAUUUAUUUAUUUAUUUAUUUACUGAGGCAGAGUCUCACUCUGUCACCCAGGCUGGAGUGCAGUGGCACAAUCUCAGCUCAGUGCAACCUCCGCCUCCCGGGUUCAAGCAAUUCUCCUGCCUCGGUCUCCCGAGUAGCUGGGACUACAGGCACCUGCCACCACGCACGGCUAUUUAUUUUUAUUUUUAUUUUUUAGUAGAGACAGUGUUUCACCAUGUUGGGCCUCAAACUCCUGACCUCAAGUGAUCUGCCAGCCUCGGCCUCCCAAAGUGCUGGGAUUACAGGUGUGAGCCACCACACCCAGCCAAAACAUGUAUUUCUCAUGGAAUAAUUUCAUGCACUAGAGCAAGCUAAUUGGGAAAGUCAAUAGCAAGGAACAGUAGUAAUCGUUUAUGAAAUAAUGAUGAGGUGCUGGCACCUGAUGCACAUUCAUAGUCCCAUUUAACUCUUCAAGUGAAACUCUCACCUGGCAGGAAUUUACUAUUAGCCAUUUUCCAAAUAAGAGAUACAGACGAGAGAGUCUCUAUCUCUUCUUUGGUGCAAGGAGAUUGGUGCAGUCGGUGAGUGGCAAAAGUGGAUAUGUACCCAGAUCUGUCUCCAGUCCAAAUUCCAACUCAUCACUUCCCUAAAAGUGGUCUAUUCUGCCAGGCUGGAUAAGGGAAGUCGUUCUGCUUCCAAACUUAAUAUGUGACAGAUAAGGCAAUCUAAACCAAAGUCUUCUUGAGUUUGGUCAAACAAUAUGCUGCCAAGGCUUGAAUCCACAUAACUGUAACAAGCCAUCCCAACUAUGCCACAACCCACACAACUCAAAGGCAAGGGAAUCCCAGGCGACAAGGUCCAGGAACAGCCACUCUGGGGAGUCUGCCACCUCUGAUAUUGCUCCCGUGGCACACACGGUGCCCCAUGUGCGUCCAGACCUGCGCUGAAGGAAUGGGGGGAAGGGGCAAGCUUUGUAGGUGUGGGUGAUCCAGUGGUCACUUGAGAUCUCUCAAACAAGGACUCUGUAGAUGAUGUUAAUGGGCCAAAUGGAAUGCACAUCUGCCCCUAAGUGUGUUUCUUUUCUUUCUUUUCUUCUUUCUUUUUUUUUUGUUGAGACAGGGUCUUGCUCUGUUGCCCAGGCUGGAGUGUAGUGGUGCAAUCUUGGCUCACUGCAACCUCCACCUACUGGGUUCAAGUAAUUCUUCUGCCUCAAGCCUCCCAAGUAGCUGGAACCACAGGCAUGUGCCACCACUCCUGGCUAGUUUUUUUAUUUUAGUAGAUACGGGGCUGGUCUGGAACUCCGGGCCUCAAGUGAUCCACCCACCUUGGCCUCCCAAAGUGCUGGGAUUACAGCUAUGAGCCACCGUGCCCAGCCUUGUUUAUUUCUAAAUGAGGCUUCCUUUGUGUCUCUACAUUUCCUUCUACAAAAAAAAACUGCCAUGGCACAGGGGCUUAUGCCUACAAUCGCAGCACUUGGAGAGCCCAAGGCCAGUGGAUCACUUGAGUCCAGGAGUUCGAGACCAGCCUGGGUUAACAUAGUGAGACCCCAGCUCUACGAAAAAUUUAAAAAUUAGCCAGCCAUGGUGGCACGCACCUGUGGUCCCAGCUAUUCGGGAGGCUGAGGUGGGAGGAUCACUUGAGCCCAGGAGUUCCAGGCUGCAGUGAGGUCUGAUCUGGCCACUGCACUCCAGCCUGGGCAACAGAGCAAAGUGCUGUCUUAGAAUAAAAUACUUUUUAAAUAAACUAAAAACAAAACAAUGGGCCUGGUGUGGGUGGCUCACAUCUGUAAUCCCAGCACUUUCGGAGGGCAGGUGAGGCAGAAUAGGGAAUGAGGGUAACCAAGGGUUAAGGCAUAAACAAAAGAACAGCAGGUGCAGCCAGUUCUAGGCAAGAUUAGGCUGCAUAGAGGCCACGU